AUGAAUGGGUAUUCAAAGAUAAAGCUGAUGAACAGAAGCAACAAAUCAAGAUCCAUGGAUUUCACAGAUCAAACAAUCCUAACUCCAAGAAUCCAGAAACCCAUUUCAAUCAACAAAUCAACCAUCACCACCACUCACCAACAACCGAAAAAACCAGAUCGUUAUAAUGAUGAUGAUGAUGAUUAUAAGCAAUAUUCCGGUAAUCAUCAAGAAGAAGAUGCCAACUUUCCAAUGAAAAUGCUGACCAGAAACAGGUCAGUUGCUUCUGGUGGUACUACUGCUAAUGCAAACGGUACAAGCACUCUUAGUAGCAGAUUCAAGAUCGAGAAACAGAACAGUACAGGAAGAGCAUUGCAGACAGCAGUGACAAGAGCUUUUUCAAUCAGAAGAUCUUCAUCUGUGUCUGAAAGGUAUGCCAGGAUCCACGAUCAGUAUGCAAAUCCACUUGAUGAUGUUGAUCAUUUUGAAGCACAAGAACAAGAACGAGGAGAAGAUUUACAUAUGGGAAUAUUUAAGAAGAAAAAGAGCAGGGGAAGUAUACUGAAAACUUACUUUGUUUAUCAGUAG
This is a messenger RNA of Lactuca saligna, 567 nucleotides long. The record is from the annotation of a GenBank genome assembly. Lineage: Eukaryota; Viridiplantae; Streptophyta; Magnoliopsida; Asterales; Asteraceae.